AUGGCACUGCGAUGGCACUCGCCUAAUUUCUCGCAGAUAGCAAUGGACAUCCUGUACAAUCCAGACAAUGGCGCGCCUUUCUUCGACUCUAUUCUCUUUCGAGAAAAGGCGUUCUUCACCUUCUCGUUUGUUUUGAAUAAUUGCCCUGAGUCUACACACGCAGAUCUCGUCGCUUUAAAAUCGAAGGUUGUAUUAUCAGCUUAUUUGCAAACUCCGUUGGUACACGAUGCGGCCUAUGAGGAAGCGCCAGGCCUGGUAGCGCCCAUCUAUGCGCUGGACCACCUGCCUCCUACGUUUAAUCUUCCCUUGGUAGGCCGAAGGUUGGGCCACGCCAAUCAUAAUUACAACAUUUAUGGUGUAACGUGGAACUUCGGGGACACCGUUGUCCAUCUCGCACUCCAUCCCUCAGGCUAUGAUACUGUUCUAUAUUCUGUGGGGUUCCCUCCUCUCAACUCGACAUCUCUCCCGCCGAUGCCGGAUCUCACUCCUGAUCUGACACAAACGGCUUUGAUCUCACUGCCCUCGGUUAUGAUCGUGCCUAGUUCUUCGGAAUCGUCUGGGCGAUAUCCCGCCGUUGAUCGUUUACGUUACGACCCUCUUGCCAGCGCAACUCGGGCCUAUAGUCCUGCCGCUGACUCUUCGGAGUCUGGUUUUUUUGGCUCAUUCAUCAGUUCAUCCAUCCUCGAGACUUCUCACAACGGCACCUCCGCAUAUCUGGCGUGCGGAGGCGACCCCAAUGCCCACAUGCCCCUCACCACACAAACAACUGGUGCUCAUCGCAGACGCAGGAACAAAACCGAAAACACCACACUGCAAGUUAUUUCGAACCAGUACCCCAACUGGGGAAAGGCUCUUGCCAACCUUUGGUGCAUGAUACGAGCCGCUGUUUGUUGCGGGGACUGUUCCAAUCUGUUCCUAAUCGUCAUGUCCGAUUAUGUUACUGAGCGAAAGGUGCUGCUUAACUCCCUCUGGCCCGAUGCUCUGACUCGGUCAAAUUUGCAGCUGCAGGACUUGGAAAACGCAAACAACACUCCCAUGUCUGAAGCGGACAUCCUGGCUCUUGGCGACGCUUGGUUUAGUCUCUUUAUGCAUGACAACAAGCGUCUGGUUACUUCGACACUCAAAAGCAAUCGCUCUGGCUUUGACCUCAGCGCAAUCUUCGGGACUGCGCUUAUUAGUAAGGUCGUAUCAAUCCUAUCUAGGCUGAUGCCCCCACAGUCAAAUCGUCUUCCACUCGCUGAAAAUGGUUUAGCGUGGUUUCUCCUCCACCAGGUCACAAAAGAGUUUAUGUACCAUGUGAUCUUCCGGCACAACAGCACACGAGGCAAUCGUAUCUGUCUUGCGGAUCUGCGCCCCGCAAUCUUUAGGCAUGCAGCAUCCCCGCCCGUGACGACCUUGGCCUUGGCGGUGACCACUUGUUAUGCCGUCCUGUUGAACUUCCUUGAUAUUGAAGUCAUAGACUUCUAUGCAUUCAUGACUGUGAAAAAUUUUCAUGCGCAUAUGUGCCAGACAAUUCCUAUGCUAUUCGAACAAUCCAACGAUUCUGGCCACGCAGCAUUUAUGUUGGCUAUGAAAACGUUAUGUGACAUCAGGAGGGGCGAUGUCGAACGAGUGAGCCGGCCUAAGAAGAAGAAAGCAGCCGCCUAA
Suillus clintonianus is the source of this 1647-nucleotide messenger RNA. RefSeq lists its product as uncharacterized. The transcript has 12 exons. The record is from RefSeq and is a predicted model, not a curated record. Lineage: Eukaryota; Fungi; Basidiomycota; Agaricomycetes; Boletales; Suillaceae. Bases 1 to 1647 code for a protein of 548 amino acids.